GAAAAAUGCCCGCGUGUAGCUAGCUGAGACAGGAGCGCUGGCUCGAACUAGUGUCAGCUCCCACAAGCAAAGCGGUCGCGUACUGUCACAACAAUGCCAACGAACAAAACCACCUUGGUGAGAAGGAGGCUUGUGUAGUUCUUCGCCGUCUACUUUGUCUUCUCCUUCGAUGAUUUUUACUCUCGGAUUGUCGGCAAUGCAGGAUCUGUGUAGGCAUACUUCUUGGCGCGAGAGCGAAGUCUGAAAAGGGGUGCACCCAGCCAGUGUCACUGUCCGCGUGCAGUAGUGCUCGCAUCAACUCUACGCUAUGACCGAGGUACAGCAGCUACACCCUGCUCUUAGUCUUAGUCUUACUCCACUGGCAAUGCUUAGUCCGCUCGAGCUAAGUGCGGCAGUUGCGUAUGAUGAUGAUGCUAGUGAUGGCAGUGUUAGCCAAGACAUCAAGGGUGUCCCCAGCGAUAGCAGCUGGACCGCUAGCUGCAGCAGCAGCGGACGCAGCAGUCCCUGGAGCCGCAGCAGCAGCAGCAGCAGCGGCUGCACGUACGAGUACGACAGCAGCAAUGACCUGGAGGACGUAAUAAAGGGCUCGGGACUAAUGACACCCUCAUCAGUCGAUACUUGUGCUUCGGAGAGGCCGCUUGCAGAACACCCGUGUCGACUUCCUUCUGGUCCUCGCGGUGACGUGGUACUUGGAUCAAGAAGGGACCCCUUGACACGCACGGAUUGUCAGCGUCGAAUCAAGCAGGAAAGGUCCCCAGCAGAGUGGACUGAAGAGCUACUGCACGGGGUGCUGAUCGGACAUUCCGCGGAGUGUUUCGACGCGACAGACUUCAACCCGUGGUUGAGCGACCUGCUGAACAGCAAAGAAGAAGAAUUCUCCAGCAGUCUUCAAGGUUGUGAGGAGGAGAAAGCGACAUUGAUAGCGAGUGAGAGCGACAUGCUACAUAGUCCCCUGCACUGCACUCCACAGCAACAGCAGCAACAGCCACACCAACACCAACAGCAAUCAAACAUGACUAACGGACAUGGUGCUCACCACCCUCAUCCGGCUGACUCUCCGAUGGGUGCCAGUGCGUUGGUGAACCUGGCACACACCAGCACAGCAUUCCAUUCGGGAGGUGGGGAGUAUGUGCCGUCGUACGGAGUGUCCUCGCCGACCAACGUCCUCCUACCCGGUGGGGUGGGUGGUUGUAACUCUCCCGGUGCUAAUCACCUCGUCGGACCAGGACCUGUGUAUUCUGGGAGCCAUUCUGGCAGCCAUCUUCUUGCCAAUGCUACGACCCGAUCGGCGCCAAUGGCACAGGCAAUGGGUGCAGCCACCUACCCGGCGACAAUCCAGAGCGGACCGCCGGCACAGUUCAUGACGAGUAUGUAUAAGACGCCGUACGCCAGCCCACUGAACUCUACUCCGCUGAGUGCGCCACAACAACCGAUGCAUCCAACGAUGAGUCCGUACCUGCAGCCGACGCAGCACGCACUGCAAGCUCCAAGGAAGGAUAUUGCCUUCCCCGCCAGCCUGUCAGUACAGGGGAACCACGGAUCGUACACCACAACGGUAUCCACACGGGGAGUGCAUUGGAAUUCACCGCCGGCGUUGACCUCACCGAUAUCACCAUCAGACGGAGGGCAGCAGGAGAACCCGUUGGAAUUUCCGUCCAUUCCCACCGGAGCAUCUUCCAGCGGCAGUUAUGGAGACGAGAAGCCGACACCGUCCGCCGAUCACUUAAGGGCAUUUGCCAAGCAGUUGAAGCUGAAGCGCAUCCGCAAGGGAUUUACGCAGCACGAAGUAGGCCGAGAUCUCGGCCUCAUGUACCACCAGAACUUUUCGCAAACGACUAUUUGCCGCUUCGAAGCGCAACAGCUCAGUCAUAAAAACAUGUGUAAGCUCUAUGCCAUCCUCAAGCGCUGGUCUGAAGACGUGGACAGCAACACGAAACAGACACUGCCACCGAACAGUAAGAUAACCGGUAAGCAGCGCAAGAAACGAACGUCCAUUGCUCCGGAGGCACGCCGCCAUUUGGAGCAGUUCUUCCAGAAGAACAAGAAGCCGACGGCGCCGGAGAUUACAGAGUAUGCACGCGCAGUCAGUCACGACAAGGAGGUGGUCCGCGUGUGGUUUUGCAAUCGUCGACAGAAGGACAAGCGGAGUGGCGGAGUCAUACCAGCCGCAGUGCAUUACGGCAGCAGCAAUGGCAGCGCUUAGCCAUGUUUGCCCAGCAAAUGCUCUCAUCUGACAAACAAAAGAAUAUAAAACAUUUCGAAGUACAUGUACUAUAACUCCUCCGUUGUGAGGGAUGUGGGUCUGUGAUCAUUCAGCGUUCUAGUUUUUUUCAAUUUCUUCUCACUCUCCUCUGUUAGAAACAUCCUCGUGGAGGAGGUCUUGGCCAGAUAUCUCUAUGGCUAACAUUAUAGGUACCCAUUCUGUGAAGUUCCUCUGUUGUUUCGUUGACAGCUUUCAGUUCUAUUUUUUUCCCGCCCGUGCGUUAUGCACUGUAAACGCGUAUCUAUGCUGAGAAGGAUGGAACCUAAACUGCUUAUCAUAUUUUCAUGCGUUGCUUUUUGGCCUGGACGUCUUCACCGCAAAUUCCCCUCUAUAUUCCUCAUUAUAUUUUCUUUUUCCCUUUGCCAAGAAAGAAAUCAAGUAUUGGAACUACGA
Messenger RNA from Sycon ciliatum, 2656 nucleotides. Its product is annotated as POU domain, class 3, transcription factor 3-A-like. The transcript has a single exon. Lineage: Eukaryota; Metazoa; Porifera; Calcarea; Leucosolenida; Sycettidae. Gene Ontology annotation, molecular function: DNA-binding transcription factor activity, RNA polymerase II-specific; RNA polymerase II cis-regulatory region sequence-specific DNA binding. The record is from RefSeq and is a predicted model, not a curated record. Gene Ontology annotation, biological process: regulation of transcription by RNA polymerase II. Bases 308 to 2203 code for a protein of 631 amino acids.